AUGUCUUCCCCUUCUCCGAUAAAGGCUGCUCCUCAUAUCCAACAGCUCCUUUCGCAGCUACAUGAAAUAUCUCUCGAGCAAGAAGCCGACGUCUCGAAAACAGGGAAGGUCUUUUCGUCGGAUAUCCUCGGUGAGCUCGAGGACAAACAGUCUAAGAGUAAUCCAAAGGAUGACUUCGACCGCCUGAUGCUCGACAAAUUCAUUGCUCUGGACGAGGAUAAGUGCCAGCUCACAUAUCAACUGAUCAACGCCAUGGGCGCCACCAAUAUCGUCGAGGCAGGGACGAGUUUCGGCGUCAGCACCAUCUAUCUAGCCCUAGCUGUUGCCAGGACUACAGCUGCUACUGGUAAACCGGGUGCUGUAAUUGCGACUGAAAAGGAGAGUGAAAAGGCAGCGAUUGCGAGGAAGUACUGGGCACAGUGUGGGCUCGAGGUUGAGCGGCAUAUUGAAUUGAGAGAGGGCGAUCUGCUGCAAACUCUCAAGGAUGGGUUACCGGAGGUUGAUCUUCUCCUGCUGGAUAUCUGGUCUGCACUGUCGCUGCCCACGCUCAAGACUGUUCUGCCGCGCCUUCGACCAGGAGCUGUUGUGCUUACUGACAACACAAUCUCCGGAGCCAAAGGUUACGCAGAUCUCCUGUCUUAUUUGCGAGAACCUGAGAAUGGAUUCCAGAAUAUGACUCUUCCGUUUACUAAUGGGUUUGAGAUGAGUGUUUACAGACCAGGUGACCGGAGAUAG
Aspergillus puulaauensis is the source of this 735-nucleotide messenger RNA. RefSeq names its product O-methyltransferase. The record is from RefSeq and is a predicted model, not a curated record. Lineage: Eukaryota; Fungi; Ascomycota; Eurotiomycetes; Eurotiales; Aspergillaceae. Bases 1 to 735 code for a protein of 244 amino acids. Gene Ontology annotation, molecular function: O-methyltransferase activity. The transcript is spliced from 2 exons.